AUGAAAACACGAAUUAUUGAUCUACUCGACUUACCUGAUGAAAUAUUGUUGAUUAUUUUCAAUAAACUUGGUUCAUUCGAUGUUCUUUAUUCAUUAUUGAAUAGUACUCAGCGACUGGAUCGCAUUGCAAGAAGUAGUUAUUCAAAGUCAAUAAAUUUUUCCAUCGAAUUAUCGGAUGGACAAAUAUGUCCAAUAGAUUCUGCAAAAUUACAUCGAUUCAAUAUUGAAAUGUUACCUCAAAUACAUGAUCGGAUACAAAUGAUGACUCUUGAGCCUACUAAUAUUGAACGUAUUCUUUCUUCUCAAUUUCCUAAUCUUCAUACUUUUGUUUUGGUUGGCUUUUCACCAGAUCUUCUUUUAAAUUAUUUUACAGAAAACUCAUCAAUUAUUCAUUUAUUAAAAGAACGAAUCAAAUCUAUGACUUUAAAAAUUCGAAAUGAAGUGUUUAAUGAUAUCUCAUUUACAAAUAGUUUUGAACGUAUUCUUCUCAUUUGUGAAAAAUGUACUUAUUUGGGUAUGAAUCAAUCUGAAAUGGUUCGAUUUUAUCGAUUUACAUUAGAUGAUUAUUCUCAAAAUAUUUGUUAUUCAUCAUCUUUACAGACUCUAAAUAUUUAUGUGAAAACAUUUGAUGAUUGCCUUUACUUACUCGAUGGUCGAAUGAAAAGUUUAUCUUCAUUCACAGUACGUGUAACAUUUAUUGAACCAUCAUCAAAAGCUACAGAUAGUUGUGAAAAACUUCUUCAUUUGAAUGAAUUCUCUUUAACAUGUCCUCUUUUUACAACUGCUUAUGAUUGUCGAAUUGUUCGACUUCUUCAACGAAUGAUAAACUUAAAAAAACUAACUUUAUAUCUUUAUACACUUCGAUUGAAAGUCAUUGAUGGAAUUGUUCUUAACGAAAAUAUUCUUUGUCAUAUGUUAAAUUUAGAUAAAUUUAUCUUUCAUAUUUGUAUGUUUAUGCCAACAUGUUACACAAAUGAUUAUGUAUCAACAAAUCAUAUUGAAAAUACAUUUAUAAAUUGGAAAUAUUCUCAAGUGGGUUGUAGUAUCGAUCAUUUGUCUAAUGCAACGAGUUAUUGUCAUAUUUAUUCAAUUCCAAUUCAAAUGACUUAUCUCAUGUAUGCUACGAAGAGCAUUCGAAAUCAUUAUUUUCCAUUUCUCUUUGACUUAACAUUAUAUGAUACACGUCCAUUUGAAUAUGACUUUUUUCAAUGGUUAUCAAAAGCAAUUCCACUAUUGAAAUAUUUAACAGUGGAUAAUUUUCAAGCACAAGUUAAUAAAUUUGAAAACCAAUCAUGUAUUUUAUAUAAUAAUCUUGUUCGAUUAAGAUUAACUCAUGCGCACACUGAUUAUGCUUAUCAAUUUCUAUGUGAUACAAAAGCACGUGUUCCAAAACUUUCCAUACUUAAAAUACAAUAUGAUAAAUUAGUUAUUGUUACAGAUAAUUUUACUAAUAUUACAACACAAAUCAAUUGUAAUCAACUAAAAAAACUUAUCUUCGAUGAAAUUAUUGUCUGUCCAGAACAUUUUCAUGAUUAUUUUCCUUAUUUCACUGAAUAA
Messenger RNA from Adineta ricciae, 1557 nucleotides. The record is from the annotation of a GenBank genome assembly. NCBI's taxonomy places the organism in Eukaryota, Metazoa, Rotifera, Eurotatoria, Adinetida, Adinetidae.